UGUCACGAAAUUCGAAAAUAUUUUUCUGAUUACAGAUUGUAGUCGAUAGUUAAAUGAAAAUAUCUUGAAAAAUAUAAUAAGAAUGACUGAUUCUUACUCCAAACCAGAUUUAUCUACCGAGGAUUUGAAUUUAGUGUGUCGGGCAUGUCUAUCUACAUCUGGUGUAUUAAAAAACAUGAUGGAAUGGGGGCUUGUACAAGAUUUUUAUAAGCUGACAAAUAUAAUGGUUUCAUCGAUAGAAGGUAUACCACACUCAAUAUGCAUGUCUUGUGAGGAAAUGUUGUUAAGAUGCAGUCAUUUUAAGAAACAGUGUGAACAGUCAGAUAUAUUACUGAGGGAUACAGUGAAAAAAAAGAAGUGUUUACAAAAUCUGCAACAAGAAUCUCAAGAGAACACAGUUUCCUUCAUAAUGGAGGAAAAUAAGUUAAUCAUAACAAUUGUCGCACCAAAUACAAAUGAAAAGAUAUUCUUUCCAUGCCCGCACAGUUGUCACGAUACAUUCUUAAAGAAAACGGAUCUUUUGAACCAUUUAGUGAAAUCACAUCAAAGGAACCAAGAAUUUGUCAUCGAACAGAGGUUUCACUGUAGUAUUACAGAAUGUUCAUACCACAUAAACUCGAAUAAAAAUAAAUAUUUUAGCAACAGAAAGUUCUUGAAUCAACACGUAAAUAAAGUGCACAAAGAAAAGAAUAUAACGUGCAAUCUAUGUAAUUUUAAAUUCUCGACGAAUACAGAUUACAAUCGGCACAUUAAAACGUGUAAUUACGUGUACUUGUGUCAAAUUUGCGACAAAAAAUACACGACCAAUGAUAAAUUAUUAGUGCAUUUGAUGAGAAAGCAUCCAGAUUUACACCAACAGUAUAAAAAUGAAAGAAAAAGGGAAAAGAAAGAAUCGGAAUCACUAAUAGAAGUUAAAAAAGCAAAAACUGAGGAAAAACUGUUAGAUUACAUGUGCGAUAGUCCAAAACGGUCGUUCGCAACUCAAACGCUAGAAGAGAGUAUAAAGAAUGACGUCACGUUGUCAUGGCAACCGGAAAUCGAGACGAAAAAGGACGAAAUAUCAACACAGACAGUGUUUGAAGACCUUCUAUCCUUAAAAUCUCAAACGAGCGAAGAUUCAAUAUUCUGUUCAGAAACAGUAUCUCUAUCUGAUAUUCAAACUCAAACGUUUCCUGUGGAGUUUGGUUUGAUACGUUCUAACAAAGAAACGAUAACGUCAGAGACGCAAUCCCCUGAUUUGAGUAUAAAGGAAACGCAGACGUGUCCUUGCUUAUAUGAAACUAGAACAAACGAAAGGGUGUCUCCUACUUCGAGUGCAUCUUUUUCUAAUUGUAUAUCAACAGAGACUCAGACGUUGGAUUUGGAUGAAAUUUUGAGAUAUUGUUCGGCAGAAACGCAAACGUCGUUCGAUGAUUUGCUGGCGAAAGAUUGUCUUUGAUGGAGUGAUGUGGAAUAAAAUGUAUAUGUAUCUAUACUAAUAUUAUAAAACUGAAGAGUUUGUUUGA
Colias croceus (clouded yellow) is the source of this 1505-nucleotide messenger RNA. Its product is annotated as zinc finger protein 570-like. Gene Ontology annotation, cellular component: nucleus. The transcript is spliced from 3 exons. Bases 83 to 1438 code for a protein of 451 amino acids. Gene Ontology annotation, biological process: regulation of transcription by RNA polymerase II. The record is from RefSeq and is a predicted model, not a curated record. Gene Ontology annotation, molecular function: DNA-binding transcription factor activity, RNA polymerase II-specific; zinc ion binding; transcription cis-regulatory region binding. Lineage: Eukaryota; Metazoa; Arthropoda; Insecta; Lepidoptera; Pieridae.